This is a messenger RNA of Mya arenaria, 1709 nucleotides long. RefSeq lists its product as uncharacterized. Lineage: Eukaryota; Metazoa; Mollusca; Bivalvia; Myida; Myidae. The record is from RefSeq and is a predicted model, not a curated record. The transcript is spliced from 2 exons. The coding region runs from base 305 to 1303 and encodes 332 amino acids.
AUCUGUUUACGAGGUUCCGGGAGGGGAGUUAUGUUGUAAAUGAUUUCAUUUUGCAAGGAGGUAUGAGGGAAGUUGUGGGUUGGAUAAGAGGCUAUGGUUACCAGUCUACAAGGGAUUUGAGAGACCUUGUGGGUUGGAUACUAGGAUAUUGUAACCAGUCUACAGGGGGGGGUAGGAGAGAAGUUAAAGGUUGGAUAUGAGACCAUAGUAACCAGUCUACAAGGGGUGGGAGGAGAGUUGUGGGUUGGAUACACAACUAUGGUGACCAGUCUUCAGGGGUUGGGAGAGGAGUUAUAGGUUGGAUAUGAGGCCAUGGCAACCAGUCUACAGGGGUUGGGGUGGGAGUUAUAGGUUGGAUACAAGGCCAUGGCAACCAGUCUACAGGGGUUGGGAGAGGAGUUAUAGGUUGGAUACGAGGCCAUGGCAACCAGUCUACAUGGGUUGGGAGAGAAGUUAUAGGUUGGAUACGAGGCCAUGGCAACCAGUCUACAGGGGUUGGGGUGGGAGUUAUAGGUUGGAUACAAGGCCAUGGCAACCAGUCUACAGGGGUUGGGAGAGGAGUUAUAGGUUGGAUAUGAGGCCAUGGCAACCAGUCUACAGGGUUUGGGAGAGGAGUUAUAGGUUGGAUACGAGGCCAUGGCAACCAGUCUACAGGGGUUGGGAGAGGAGUUAUAGGUUGGAUACGAGGCCAUGGCAACCAGUCUACAGGGGUUGGGAGAGGAGUUAUAGGUUGGAUACGAGGCCAUGGCAACCAGUCUACAGGGGUUGGGAGAGGAGUUAUAGGUUGGAUACGAGGCCAUGGCAACCAGUCUACAGGGGUUGGGAGAGGAGUUAUAGGUUGGAUACGAGGCCAUGGCAACCAGUCUACAGGGGUUGGGGGAGGAGUUAUAGGUUGGAUACGAGGCCAUGGCAACCAGUCUACAGGGGUUGGGGGAGGAGUUAUAGGUUGGAUACGAGGCCAUGGCAACCAGUCUACAGGGGUUGGGAGAGGAGUUAUAGGUUGGAUACGAGGCCAUGGCAACCAGUCUACAGGGGUUGGGAGAGGAGUUAUAGGUUGGAUACGAGGCCAUGGCAACCAGUCUACAGGGGUUGGGAGAGGAGUUAUAGGUUGGAUACGAGGCCAUGGCAACCAGUCUACAGGGGUUGGGAGAGGAGUUAUAGGUUGGAUACGAGGCCAUGGCAACCAGUCUACAGGGGUUGGGAGAGGAGUUAUAGGUUGGAUAUUAGGCUAUUAUCAUUAGUCUACAGGGUGGUAGGAGGGGAAAGCUUGGAUACUCGGAAAUAUUUCAGGAAGCCCCAGUGAGUAAAGGUGGAAUGGGAGUGGUUUGGUGGUCUACAUGUACAUGUUUGUGAUUUAAUAUGUGUUCCUUUUACUUAUUUAAUGGUAGUGAGUUUAUGUUUAUUUUUGGAGUGAAAGGUAGUGUUGAAGUAGCAAAGUGAUUUUAUUCCUUAUGGCCCUUUUUCUAUUUUGUGGCCUAUAAAUCUUCAUUAAAAUUAUUUCAAAGCAUGGAUAGCUUUUAGUCUAACUCACAUUUUAUGCAUUUUGGUAAUGGGCUAGAGCAUGGCAAAAUGUGCACAAUGUCACCUUAGUGCAAUAACUAUAUAACUUAAUAGAAAAAUAGAAGCAGAUAGUGAGUUAUUACAUUAAGGUGAAGACAUGUUUAUUAAUAUUUAUGCAUGACUCUUGUAUUUCGGUAAUUUGGUACAUU